UUAAGAGCGACUGGCAUAUAAAGCAUGGAAUCCCGGUGCAAUGCUUGCGCCAAUUGAGGCUUGAGAGAGAAAAGAAAGGGCGAGGGGGAGAGAGAGAGAGGAAUGGUGGAUUCUAGCGAUUCAGUGUCGGUGGAUAUUGAGGCGAUCUCUCCCAAGGCUAAGGAACAUCAUGUAAGAACGCAUCAUGGUUCCGUCUGUGUUUCGGUUUAUGGAGACCAGGACAAGCCAGCACUUAUAACGUAUCCUGAUUUGGCUUUAAAUUAUGUCUCCUGCUUUCAGGGGUUCUUGUUUUGUCCCGAAGCGUAUUCCUUGCUGCUCCACAAUUUCUGCAUAUAUCAUAUAAGUCCUCCUGGGCAUGAGUUGGGAGCUGCCGCAAUUGAUCCUACUGAUCCAGUGCUUUCAGUUGAUGACUUAGCUGAUCAGAUAGCUGAGGUUCUGAAUUUUUUUGGUCUUAGUGCAGUCAUGUGUAUGGGAGUAACUGCUGGGGCUUAUGUUCUUACCUUAUUUGCUAUGAAGUACAGACAACGUGUCCUUGGUUUGAUACUCGUUUCUCCUCUUUGUAAAGCACCAUCUUGGACAGAAUGGUUGUACAACAAGGUGAUGUCAAAGUUGCUCUACUUUUAUGGCAUGUGUGGAGUGGUAAAGGAGUUACUGCUGAAGCGGUAUUUUAGCAAGGAAAUUCGAGGGAGUGCUCCAUUACCAGAGUCAGACAUAGUUCAAGCCUGCCGAAGAUCCUUGGAUGAGAGGCAGAGUUUGAAUGUUUGGAGAUUCCUGGAAGCUAUCAAUGGGAGAUCCGAUGUAAGUGAAGGAUUGAGAAAAUUGCAGUGUCGAUCCCUAAUUUUUGUCGGUGAUAUGUCUCCAUUUUACGCUGAUGCUCUCCAUAUGACUUCAAAGUUGGACGGUCGAUUCAGUGCCUUAGUUGAGGUACAAGCAUGUGGGUCAAUGGUAACAGAGGAACAACCUCAUGCUAUGUUAAUACCAAUAGAGUACUUUCUCAUGGGAUAUGGUUUGUACAGGCCAUCCAAGCCAAGUGUCAGUCCAAGAAGUCCCUUGAGUCCAUCAUGGAUUUCUCCCGAGCUUUAUUCACCGGAGAGUAUGGGUCUGAAAUUGAAACCCAUAAAAACACGAAUUUCUGUGGAAAUCUAGAAGUAGGUGAAUGAGCUUGCCGAUUCGCUGCUCUUUCUCGUGUUUGUUGUAUGAGUUUGUAAUUCUGUGGCUGGUUAGAGAGCUGGUGUAUUAUGUGGAUGCAGAGUAUUGUAGAUAGGGGGAGUUAAGAAAUCGAAGCAAGAGACUUGGGAAGAGCUUAGUAAAAAGCAGAUAUAGCCAUUCUUUCAUUUGUAACCAUACGUUUUAGUUUACAGGUCUGAAUAGGUGGGGGUUUAAGCUUUGGAAUUAUUGUUUCUGGAUAAAUAAAAAUAUUGAAGUUCUGAUUUUACAAUUGUAAAGCAAACAUGGAGAGCACUGUAAUUCCUGUGCUAUUUUGUUGUCUUGUCACCCGCGGAUCAUAUUGAUGGAAUAUUCAGUGUCGGCACGCAAUUUCUUUA
This is a messenger RNA of Neltuma alba, 1544 nucleotides long. RefSeq names its product protein NDL2. Bases 103 to 1146 code for a protein of 347 amino acids. NCBI's taxonomy places the organism in Eukaryota, Viridiplantae, Streptophyta, Magnoliopsida, Fabales, Fabaceae. The record is from RefSeq and is a predicted model, not a curated record. The transcript has 11 exons.